Molecule: messenger RNA, 562 nt
Organism: Carica papaya (papaya)
Lineage: Eukaryota; Viridiplantae; Streptophyta; Magnoliopsida; Brassicales; Caricaceae
Source: RefSeq, a predicted model, not a curated record
UUACCACUAAAAUAUAAUUUAUUUUGAUAAUCGGAAAAAUUAACUGAAACAAAAACCCUAAUUUCUCGUAAAACCCAUUAAAUCCAGCAAGAGAGAGAACCAGUGUGAGUUCCAGAGGAAAUUCCGGCUUAAAAAGCUAAGCCAAAAAUAAGCUUGAGUUCUCAUAUAAAUCACCAAGCAGCUUCUGGCUUUUUCCUUCAUCGAUCAAAAAGUAGAAGAAACACUGAGAAAAAGCCAAAACACAAAGUAGAAACAAGAGUAAUUAAAGGAAAAAAAAUAUGGCCAACAAGCUUGUAGCAGUGUUUCUCAUGUGCGUCGUCGUCGUCGCCGCCGUCCACCUCAGCCCGGUCGCCGCCGAUGAAAAGGCCAGCGCCAUCUGGAAGGAUUGCUUCAAACAUUGCGAGAAGGAUUGUCUUCAUGCCGGCACUGGUUACACCAAUUGCGAGAUGAAAUGCGAUUCUGAAUGCGACGCCAGAGAAAUUGCCGCGAAACUCGGCUACGCGAAUUAAUUGAUCGAGCAAAAUAACAAGCACGAAUAUCGUAUCUUGAGAGGGAAGAAAAA